AUUGACCCGUCUUUUUCGUCACAAGCGUUUUUACAGUCGUGCGCACAAAUUAUUUAACGUUUGGUUUGAAGACUUUCUUGCGUGGACAAACGUGGUCGUUACGUCUUCUUCCAAAAGAGUCGCCCGCGUAGCAUUCGUCAUGCUUACAUUGAGUACGUAGCGGUGACGACGCACCUAUAUAAGUUUAGACAAACGCAAAAUUUUUUUUGUUUGCGAAAACAAUCAGCAGGACUGCAACGUCUGUGCGAAAUUCAUAUCAAACUCCCAAGCUUCCUGACAACUCACGGAGUCAUGGCAGACAUUAUUGAACAAGUCUCUGAAGAAAUGGACAACCUCCAGCUCGGGGGGCGGUCGGUGAAGGACGACUUUCCCAAUCUCAGUCAGCACAACAACUACAUGGCCAAGUUCUUAACCUUGGACAUGUACAAGAAACUGAGGGAGCAUUGCACCCCCAAUGGCUUUACUAUAGACGACGUCAUCCAGACAGGCGUGGACAAUCCAGGGCACCCCUAUAUCAUGACUGUGGGCUGUGUGGCUGGAGAUGAGGAGUCGUACGAGGUCUUCAAGGACUUGAUGGACCUUGUGAUUCAGGAUCGCCAUGGAGGUUACUCACCGACAGAUAUGCAUAAGACUGACCUCAUGCCUGAGAAUCUGAAGGUACCAGCAUUUCACGCAGACCUUGAUGUCGAUGUUGAGAUUGGUAAAAUAUUUGUUGUGCCUCUCAAGGGUGGCGAUGACCUUGACGACAAUUACGUUCUGAGCGCCCGUGUGCGAACUGGCCGCAGCAUUCGUGGCUACUGCCUGCCGCCACACUGCAGCCGUGGGGAGAGACGUGCUGUGGAGAGGCUCUCAGUUGAAGCCCUGGAUUCACUGACUGGAGACCUGCAAGGGAAAUACUACGCCUUGAAGAACAUGACUGAGGAGGAGCAGCAGCAGCUGAUUGAUGACCACUUGCUGUUUGACAAGCCGGUGUCCCCUCUGCUGCUGGCCUCGGGGAUGGCCCGUGACUGGCCCGACGGCAGAGGCAUCUGGCACAACGACAACAAGACAUUCCUAGUGUGGGUGAACGAGGAGGACCAUCUGCGAGUGAUCUCCAUGCAGAAAGGCGGCAACAUGAAGGAAGUGUUCACUCGCUUCUGCACCGGACUCACUGAGAUUGAGGCCUUGUUCAAGGAAAAAGGCGAAGCAUUCAUGUGGAAUGAGCACCUGGGCUACAUCCUGACUUGCCCAUCCAACCUGGGCACUGGCUUGCGUGCUGGUGUCCACGUGAAGCUGCCAAACCUGGGAAUGCAUCCCGAGUUUGAAGAUAUUCUUAGCAGGCUGAGGCUCCAGAAACGUGGAACUGGUGGUGUGGAUACCGAUGCUGUGGAUGGAGUGUUUGACAUCUCUAAUGCGGACAGACUGGGCUACUCCGAGGUGGAGCUGGUGCAGAUGGUGAUCGAUGGAGUCAAGGUUCUGGUGGAGAUGGAGAAGAGACUGGAGAUAAGCGAACCUAUUGAUAACCUCAUGCCCAGCAUCCAGAGCGUAACAGAAACGAUCGAGUCUGAGCCUGAGCGAAAAAGGCUGACAGCUGAGGAAGAGUUCCCAGAUCUGAGUCAGCACAACAACCACAUGGCCAAGUUCUUAACUCUGGACAUGUACAAAAAACUGAGGGAGCGGACUACAUCCAAUGACUUUACCAUAGAUGAUGUCAUCCAGACAGGCGUGGACAAUUCUGGCCACCCCUUUAUCAUGAAGGUUGGCUGUGUGGCGGGAGAUGAGGAGUCAUACGAGGUCUACAAGGACCUGAUGGACCUUGUCAUUCAGGACAGGCAUGGAGGAUACAAACCAACGGACAAGCAAAAGACUGAGCUCAACCCAGAAAAACUGAAGGGGGCCGAGGACCUCGACCCAAACUAUGUUCUGAGCUCCCGUGUUCGUACCGGUCGCAGCAUUCGCGGCUUCUGCCUGCCGCCUCAUUGCACUCGUGGAGAGAGACGCGCAUUGGAGAAGCUGUCAGUCGAAGUUCUGGAAUCGAUGACUGGAGACCUGCAGGGCAAAUAUUUUGCUGUAAAAGACAUGACAGAAGCUGAGCAGCAGCAGCUGAUUUUUGACCACUUCAUGUUUGACAAGCCAGCGUCCCCUCUGCUGCUGUCCACUGGGAUGGCCCGUGACUGGCCUGAUGGCAGAGGCCUUUGGCAUAACGAAAACAAGACGUUCUUGGUGUGGGUGAACGAGGAGGACCAUUUGAGAGUGAUCUCCAUGCAGAAAGGAGGCAACAUGAAGGAAGUGUUCACUCGCUUGUGCAACGGAGUCACUCAGAUGGAGUCCUUGUUCAGGAAGAAAGGUCAUGUUUUCAUGUGGAAUGAGCACCUGGGCUACAUCUUGACUUCCCCAGCAACUUUGGGCACUGGACUGCGUGCUAGUGUCCACGUGAAGCUACCAAACUUGAACAAGCACCCGGAGUUUGAUGAGGUUCUUAAGAGACUGAGGCUCCAGAAACGUGGAACGGGUGGCGAGGACACUGCUGUUGUGGAUGCAGUCUUUGACAUCUCAAACAUCGACAGACUGGGUUUCUCUGAGGUCAGGCUGGUCCAGAUCCUGGUUGAUGGGAUCAGGGUCCUUGUGGAGAUGGAGAAGAGGCUGGAAAUGGAUGAGUCCAUCGACGACCUGAUGCCCAGCAAUGUUGAAUUGAAGGGGCUGACGGUGAAGGAUGAGUUCCCAGAUCUCAGUCAGCACAACAACCACAUGGCCAAAGUCUUAACCCUGGACAUGUACAAAAAGCUCAAGGAUCGUUCGACUCCCAAUGGCUUCACCAUAGACGAUGUCAUCCAGACAGGCGUGGAUAAUCCAGGUCACCCCUUCAUCAUGACUGUGGGCUGUGUUGCUGGUGAUGAGGAGUCAUAUGAGGUCUUUGGUGAACUGCUGAACUCUGUCAUUGAGGCGAGACAUAAGGGUUACAACGCCAAAAACAAUCACAAGACAGACCUCAAUCCAGACAAUCUGAAGGUGUUGUCAGUGCUAGAGGUACAUUCAUAUUUGUACUGCAGGGUAACAAAUACUUGUUUUGCCCCCAAGGGUGGCGAUGAUCUGGAUCCUGAAUAUGUUCUGAGCUGCAGAGUCCGAACAGGCCGCAGCAUUCGAGGUUUUUGCCUCCCGCCGCUCUGCAGCCGUGGAGAGAGACGCGCUUUGGAGAAGCUCCUAUCUGAAACCCUGCAGUCACUGACUGGAGACCUGCAAGGGACAUACUACGCCUUGAAGAACAUGACUGAGGAGGAGCAGCAGCAGCUGAUUGAUGACCACUUGCUGUUUGACAAGCCGGUGUCCCCUCUGCUGCUGGCCUCGGGGAUGGCCCGUGACUGGCCCGACGGCAGAGGCAUCUGGCACAACGAGAGCAAGACUUUCCUGGUGUGGGUGAACGAGGAGGACCACAUGCGAGUGAUCUCCAUGCAGCAAGGCAAUGACAUGAAGGAAGUGUUCACCCGCUUCUGCAGAGGACUCACGGAGAUUGAGUCCCUGAUUACAAAUAAAGGCGAAGCAUUCAUGUGGAAUGAGCACCUGGGGUACAUCCUGACUUGCCCAUCCAACCUUGGGACUGGCUUGCGUGCUGGUGUCCACGUGAAGCUUCCAAGCGUGAGCAGGCACCCUGAGUUUGAAGAAGUUCUAAGGAGGUUGAAGCUCCAGAAACGUGGAACUGGUGGUGUGGACACUGAUGCCGUUGAUGGAGUCUUUGACAUCUCAAAUGCUGACAGACUGGGCUUCUCUGAGGUGCAGCUGGUGCAGAUGGUGGUCAACGGCGUCAAGCUGCUGGUGGAGAUGGAGAAGAGGCUGGCGCAGGAGGAGUCCAUCGAUGACCUGAUGCCAGCCAACCUUGAACUCAAUGUGUUUUCAGCUGAGCAAGAGUACCCAGAUCUCAGUCAGCACAACAACCACAUUUCAAAGUUCUUAACCAAGGACAUGUACAAGGUGCUGAGGCAGCGGUGCACCCCAAAUGGCUUCACCAUAGAUGAUGUCAUCCAGACAGGCGUGGAUAAUCCAGGUCACCCCUAUAUCAUGACGGUGGGCUGUGUGGCUGGAGAUGAGGAAUCAUACGAGGUCUUCAAAGAGCUGAUGGACCUUGUGAUUGAGGACAGACAUGGAGGUUACAAACCAAUAGAUAUCCACAAGACUGACCUCAACCCAGACCACCUCAGGGGGGGUGACGAUCUUGAUCCUAAGUAUGUUCUGAGCUCCCGUGUCCGAACGGGACGCAGCAUUCGUGGCUUCUGUCUACCGCCACUCUGUAGUCGUGGAGAGAGACGUGCUUUGGAGAAGCUCUGCACCGGAGCUCUUGAAUCACUGACUGGAGACCUGCAAGGGACAUACUACGCCUUGAAGAACAUGACUGAAGAUGAGCAACAGCAGUUGAUAAAUGACCACUUUCUGUUUGACAAGCCGGUGUCCCCUCUGCUGCUGGCUUCAGGGAUGGCCCGUGACUGGCCCGACGGCAGAGGCAUCUGGCACAACGACAAUAAGACCUUCCUGGUGUGGGUGAACGAAGAGGACCAUCUGCGAGUGAUCUCAAUGGAGAAAGGCGGCAACAUGAAGGAAGUGUUCACUCGCUUCUGCACCGGACUCACCGAGAUUGAGUCUGCCAUCAAGGAGAAAGGUGAAGCAUUCAUGUGGAAUGAGCACCUAGGCUACAUCCUGACUUGCCCAUCCAACCUGGGCACUGGCCUGCGUGCUGGUGUCCACAUGAAGCUACCAUUCAUGAGCAAGCACCCCAAGUUCGAGGAGGUUCUUAAGAAACUGAGGCUCCAGAAGCGUGGAACUGGUGGUGUGGACACAGCUGCUGUGGAUGGAGUCUUUGACCUCUCCAACACUGACAGACUGGGCUUCUCUGAGGUGCAGCUGGUCCAGAUCGUGGUUGAUGGCGUAAAGCUGCUGGUGGAGAUGGAGAAAAAACUGGAGAAGGGUGGCUCCAUCGACAGACUGAUGCCAGGCAAACUUAAGAUGAAGAAUCUUCCAGCUGAGAAAGAACUGCCGGAUCUCAGUAUGCACAACAGCCACAUGGCCAAGGUCUUAACACUGGACAUAUACAAGACACUGAAGGAGCGAAAAACCCCUUUUGGCUUCACCAUUGACCGCGUCAUCCAGUCAGGUGUUGACAAUCCAGGUAACCCUUUCACCAUGACUAUGGGCUGUGUCGCUGGAGAUGAAGAGUCUUACGAGGUGUUCAAAGAGCUGUUCGACCUUGUGAUCGAAGACAAACAUAGAGGCUAUAAGCCAACAGACAUGCACAAGACCGACCUCAACCCAGACGGCCUGGUGGUACAGCAAAUGUUCAUCCAUGAGUUAGAUGGGACGUACGGUGUGGAUUUGUGCCGGAGAUAAACAAUGUAUUUUUCCUCUCAGGGCGGUGAUGACCUUGACCCAAACUAUGUUUUGAUUUCCCGCGUCAGAGCGGUUCGCAGCAUUCGUGACUUCUGUUUCCCAGCACAAUGCACUCGUGGAGAAAGACGUCUUGUGGAGAAGCUCUGCAUCGAAGUUCUGAAUUCACUUAGUGGAGACCUGCAAGGGAAAUACUACCACUUGAAGGACCUGUCAGAAGAGCAGCAGCAGCAGAUGAUGGAUGAGAACUUGCUGUUUGCUAAGCCGGUGUGUCCUCUGCUGCUGGCCUCUGGGAUAGCCCGUGACUGGCCCGACGGCAGAGGCAUCUGGCACAACGACUGCAAGACAUUUUCUGUGUGGGUGAAUGAGGAGGACCAUCUCAAAGUGAUGUCCAUCGAGAAAGGUGGCAACAUGCGGGCAGCGUUUGCCCGCUUCUGUGGCGGAAUCCAAGAGGUGGAAUCUGCUUUCAAGGAGAAAGGCCAUGCAUUCAUGUGGAAUGAGCACUUGGGCUUCAUCAUGUCCUGCCCAUCCAACCUGGGCACUGGUCUGCGUGCUGGUGUGCAUAUUAAACUGCCAAACCUGGGAAAUCAUCCUAACUUUGAUGAAGUUCUGAAAAGGCUGAGGCUUGAGAAACGUAGAACCGGUGGCGCAGACACUGAUGCCGACGUUGUCUUUGACAUCUCCAACGCUGACCGACUGGGCGUCUCAGAGGUGCAGCUUCUGCAGAUGGUGGUCGAUGGUGUUAAGCUGCUGGUGGGGAUGGAGAAAAAGCUGGAGAUGGAAGAAUCUAUUGAUGACAUGAUGCCCACCCAGAAGUAGAGCCAACACUCUCGUUUCAUGAGUCAUGUUACCCGUGACAACCUUGGUUCAUGAUUUUAACAGUUGUGUAGUCUUAUCAUACUGUACUGUUGAUGGGUCUGAAAUAAAAAGUCUCAUGAACACCAUAGUGGAAAAA
Molecule: messenger RNA, 6304 nt
Organism: Dunckerocampus dactyliophorus (ringed pipefish)
Lineage: Eukaryota; Metazoa; Chordata; Actinopteri; Syngnathiformes; Syngnathidae
Product: creatine kinase, flagellar-like
Biological process (GO): phosphocreatine biosynthetic process
Molecular function (GO): creatine kinase activity
Source: RefSeq, a predicted model, not a curated record